Ctenocephalides felis (cat flea) is the source of this 2571-nucleotide messenger RNA. Its product is annotated as glutamine--fructose-6-phosphate aminotransferase [isomerizing] 2. The transcript is spliced from 14 exons. The coding region runs from base 465 to 2546 and encodes 693 amino acids. The record is from RefSeq and is a predicted model, not a curated record. NCBI's taxonomy places the organism in Eukaryota, Metazoa, Arthropoda, Insecta, Siphonaptera, Pulicidae. Gene Ontology annotation, molecular function: L-glutamine:D-fructose-6-phosphate transaminase (isomerizing) activity; carbohydrate derivative binding. Gene Ontology annotation, biological process: protein N-linked glycosylation; UDP-N-acetylglucosamine metabolic process; fructose 6-phosphate metabolic process.
GGAAUAAGUGGAAAAUAGUGAGAAAACUUCAUAAUUUUAUUUAUAUGAUUUUAUUACAUGCAUAUGAUUAAGUGAUUAUAUUUUUUCCGCGCUUCCGGUUUUAAGUGUGUUUGUUUACUUGAAUUAAAUUUAGAUCCCUAACAACCGUUUGAAUGUGCAUAUACAAUCGGUAUCGAGGUGUUGCACAAGUGACAUUUCAAUUGAUUGUUUACAAUCUAUUAAUACGGUUUUGUUUAUUAAAAUGGACGGCAUUGUGUUUAUAAAGUGGGGAUACACAUAUCUCUGGAAAAGGUGAGAGUCCCCAUACAAGACAUGUCACAUUUUGUAAUGUCGACAUUUCUCGUAAGACAAUAUAAGUAGGGGCAAAACGGUUCCGCGAUUCAGUGUAGAAUCAUUUGUGAUUUGCUAUAGUGCGGUUAUCAGUUUUCGAACUACGUGGCGAUCUAACAUCUGUCGUAAACAAAAUGUGCGGUAUUUUUGCUUAUUUGAACUACUUGACGCCUAGAUCAAGAAAGGAAGUCUUGGAAUUGCUAGUUACUGGGCUUAAAAGAUUAGAAUACAGAGGAUAUGAUUCUGCCGGUGUUGCUGUCGAUUCACCCGACAAUAAAGAUAUCACAAUUAUCAAGAAAAGUGGCAAGGUUCAGGCAUUACAGGAUGAAAUUUUGAGCAGAACAAAAGAAUUGGACUUCGAGUCCGCCACCGAUUGCCAUGUCGGUAUCGCACAUACACGUUGGGCCACUCAUGGUGUUCCCAGCGAAGUCAACUCUCAUCCACAACGUUCGGAUGCUGGACAUUCCUUCGUCGUUGUACACAAUGGCAUCGUCACAAAUUAUAAGGAGGUCAAACAAUUCCUGGAAGAGAAAGGAUAUUGCUUCGAGUCCGAUACUGAUACCGAAGUAAUCGCUAAACUUGUGGAUCACAUCUUCAAGGAACAUCCAACCUACUCUUUCAGAGAAUUAGUUGAACAAGUUAUUAUGCAGUUGGAAGGUGCCUUCGCUUUGUGCUUUAAAUCAAAACAUUUCCCUGGUGAAUGCGUGGCUACCAGGAGAGGUUCACCAUUGUUGGUCGGUAUCAAAACGAAAACUCGUUUAGCUACCGAUCAUGUUCCCAUUCUAUACGGAAAAGAUGACCAGCAAAUGAGAAAAGAUGCAGACAAAAGCAGUCUCCAAGAGCAUAGACCUCAUGGCCUAGCGCGCGGUGAUGUUCCAGUUUUGCCGAGGUCCGAGAGCACAUCCGAGUUUCAGCCACUCGAGGACAAGGAGGUCGAGUACUUCUUCGCAUCAGAUGCUUCUGCAGUCAUCGAGCACACCAACCGCGUCAUAUACUUCGAGGAUGAUGACGUCGCAGCCGUCAAAGAAGGAAAGCUGUCCAUCCAUCGUCUACGAAAAUUGGUCGACGAUCCCCAUGCUCGUGAAAUCCACACACUGAAGAUGAAAAUCCAGCAGAUUAUGAAAGGAAACUACGACUACUUCAUGCAGAAGGAAAUUUUUGAACAACCCGAAUCCGUGGUCAACACCAUGAGAGGCCGAUUGAAUUUUGUCAAUCAAACAGUCACUUUGGGAGGAAUCAAAGAAUAUAUUCCAGAAAUCAAAAGAUGCCGCAGAUUGAUGUUGAUAGGAUGCGGUACCAGUUACCACAGCGCUGUAGCCACCAGACAAUUGUUGGAAGAAUUGACUGAAUUACCGGUCAUGGUUGAAUUGGCUUCUGAUUUUUUGGAUAGAAAUACCCCUGUGUUCAGGGACGAUGUGUGCUUCUUCAUUUCGCAAUCAGGAGAGACAGCCGAUACACUUAUGGCUCUCAGAUAUUGCAAGCAGCGUGGAGCUCUUAUUGUUGGAAUAACCAAUACAGUAGGUAGUUCCAUUUGUCGUGAAUCCCAUUGUGGUGUUCACGUAAACGCUGGACCUGAAAUUGGUGUUGCUUCCACCAAAGCUUACACAUCUCAGUUUAUUUCUUUGGUCAUGUUUGCUCUGGUUAUGAGUGAAGACAGGAAAUCUUUGGAAGCUAGACGCCUUGAGAUAAUAAAAGCUCUCGAGCACAUUGAUGAAAAGAUUAGACAAGUUCUUAAACUUGACGAUAAAGUAUUGGCAUUAGCUAGAGAUUUAUACCAACAGAAGUCUUUAUUGAUCAUGGGACGAGGAUACAAUUUUGCCACAUGUAUGGAGGGAGCAUUGAAAGUGAAAGAAUUGACCUACAUGCAUAGUGAAGGUAUUAUGGCCGGUGAACUCAAACAUGGUCCUUUAGCUUUGGUAGAUGAUUCUAUGCCAGUUAUGAUGAUUAUUAUGCGUGAUCCAGUCUACAACAAAUGCAUGAACGCUAUGCAACAAGUUACAGCUAGAGAUGGAAAGCCAAUCAUUAUCUGUGAAGAAGGUGAUGCUGAGACUAUUAGCUUCUCUUCCAAAGUUUUGGAGAUUCCCAAAACAGUAGACUGUUUGCAGGGUGUCCUGACCGUGAUACCCCUUCAACUGCUAUCUUAUCACAUUGCUGUACUUCGUGGAUGCAAUGUGGACUGUCCUCGUAAUUUGGCAAAGUCUGUAACAGUCGAAUGAAGAUUUAAUUAUUUUACUUACUUUA